Molecule: messenger RNA, 1218 nt
Organism: Cavia porcellus (domestic guinea pig)
Lineage: Eukaryota; Metazoa; Chordata; Mammalia; Rodentia; Caviidae
Product: keratin-associated protein 10-8-like
Exons: 3
Coding region: 1-987 (328 amino acids)
Cellular component (GO): keratin filament
Source: RefSeq, a predicted model, not a curated record
AUGCAAGAAGAGACAGUGUGUCGCCCCCAGGAUGCCCCUCAUGUGGGAGUGCUGGGCACAGGUGUGGGCGGCAGUGAUGAGCCUCCCUGGCUCUGGGGCCAGUGUCCCGUAGAGUCAGCAGCCGCUUUGGGGGCUGAUGCCACAGCCAAAUGGGAGGCUGCAGGAAGCCGUGGGGACCCACUCCCACUUCUGACCACCUCGCACCCCACACACACUCACACUCACUCACUCAUUCACACUCUCCCACAGCCCAACCCAGCCUUGGCCACCUCCACCAUGUCCCUCUGCUCCAGCACAUGCACCGAGCCCUGGCAGCUGGACGACUGCCCAGAGAGCUGCUGCGAGCCCCCCUGCUGCACCUCCAGCUGCUGCCAGCCCAGCUGCUGCGCCCCGGCCCCCUGCCUGAGCCUGGUCUGCACCCCAUGCUGCCAGUCAGGCUGCACCAGCUCCUGCACACCCACGUGCUGCCAGCAGUCGAGUUGCCAGCUGGCCUGCUGCUCCGCCUCCUGCACACCUGCCUGCUGCACACCUGCCUGCUGCACACCUGCCUGCUGCACACCUGCCUGCUGCACACCUGUCUGCUGCAAGACUGUCUGUUGCAUACCCACAUGCUGUAAACCUGUCUGUUGCACACCUGCCUGCUGCACACCUGUCUGUUGCACACCUGUGUGCUGUAAGCCUGUGUGCUGCACACCUGUCUGCUCCGGUGCCUCCUCCUCCUGCUGCCAGCCUGCCUGCUGCUCCUGCUCCCCCUGCCAGCCGGCCUGCUGCGUGCCCAGCUGCUGCACGCCCUCCUGUUCCUCCGUGUCCCUGCUCUGCCGCCCCGUGUGCAGACCCGCCUGCUGCCUGCCCUCCUCCUCCUGCUGCACCUCGUCCUGCCAGCCCAGCUGCUGCCGCCCAUCCUCCAGCGUGUCCCUGCUCUGCCGCCCCGCCUGCCCCCGCCCCGCCUGCUGUGGCCUCUCCUUGGGCCAGAAGUCCUGCUGCUGAAGGCCUUGUCCCACAAUAGGCUUAGGUCACCCUAUGGCCAGGCACCUCAUUGCCCCUCUCAGCCUCGUCGUGACCCAGGACUGCAGGCUGCUGUCUCCCCCUGAGGACAGGGCCCAUACUAUGUGCACUGUGCGGCUCUGACCCCUCCCUCCCUUGUCCUCAGCUCUGUCACCUGCCCUGAACCUCACCCUGUCAGCUCCUCACAGAAUCAAUAAACUUCCCAUCACCUGA